CCCUUUGCCGACACCAAUACCACAGUGACCCAUUCGCUACAUUUCAAUUUUCUGGCUGGUCUGCGGCUAACUUCGUUUCGCUAUCAAAAUUGGUCUUCGAAUUCUCGUACAUACUGCGCGAGCCAAGAAAACGUGUGGCACAAUCGCUUAGGACGCGCAGGAACUGAUCCGUCUGGAACCAGCGGUCCGCUUCGUCGUAACGUAACUCACACAACCCGAAAAACGAGAGAAUCUGGACGAUUGUGAGCCCCCUAACCCUAAACCCACACAUACUCGAGGAUGGCUUCGUCGACAGGUGUUGUCGUUCCAAGAAACUUUCGCCUUCUUGAAGAACUCGAAGCAGGACAGAAGGGUGUAGGGGACGGUACCAUAUCCUGGGGUCUCGAGAACGACGAUGACAUGACCCUUACCCACUGGACCGGUAUGAUCAUUGGUCCUCCUAGGACUCCAUAUGAAAAUAGAAUGUACUCACUUAAAGUUGAGUGUGGCGAGCGCUAUCCGGACGAGCCACCAACGCUGAAAUUUCUAUCAAAAAUCAACAUUAACUGCAUCAACAGUCAGAACGGUGUGGUCGAUCACAGGAUGGUUCCGGUGCUGAGCAGAUGGAACCGUGAUUACACGAUUAAGACAAUUUUACAAGAAAUACGUAGGAUUAUGACGCUAAAGGAAAACCUAAAGUUAACACAACCUCCGGAGGGUAGUUGCUUCUAGUGCUCUUAAUUGAACUAUAAAAGCGAAAAAAAGAAGGG
Messenger RNA from Anopheles maculipalpis, 749 nucleotides. It is a transcript of the gene Uev1A, whose product is annotated as ubiquitin-conjugating enzyme E2 variant 2. Gene Ontology annotation, cellular component: nucleus. The record is from RefSeq and is a predicted model, not a curated record. The coding region runs from base 280 to 711 and encodes 143 amino acids. The transcript is spliced from 5 exons. Gene Ontology annotation, biological process: protein K63-linked ubiquitination; DNA damage tolerance. Lineage: Eukaryota; Metazoa; Arthropoda; Insecta; Diptera; Culicidae.